Plasmopara halstedii is the source of this 1362-nucleotide messenger RNA. Its product is annotated as alpha-. The coding region runs from base 1 to 1362 and encodes 453 amino acids. Lineage: Eukaryota; Oomycota; Peronosporomycetes; Peronosporales; Peronosporaceae. Gene Ontology annotation, molecular function: GDP-Man:Man(1)GlcNAc(2)-PP-Dol alpha-1,3-mannosyltransferase activity; alpha-1,3-mannosyltransferase activity. The record is from RefSeq and is a predicted model, not a curated record. The transcript has a single exon.
AUGGCGUUACCUCCCUUGCAUGCAGUGGCCGCGGUCACGGCUCCUUGGAUCAUGAUGCUAAUCAUUGUUGUCUGGGCAUUUUUACGUGGUUUAACCUGCUCAAUUUCACGUGCGACUCACACUUCCAAAACGAUUAAAAGCCUUCGCGUGGGAUUUGUACACCCAGACUUUGGUAUUGGUGGCGCCGAGAACCUCGUGGUGAACGCAGCAAUAGCUCUGCAGCAGCGUGGAAUACAUGUCACCGUAUUUACAGCUCAUCAUGAUGUAAACCAUUGCUUUGAAGAGACGCGUGGCGAAGGACCUCUGGCCGCUCACGUGCGAGUGCACGGCGAUUGGCUUCCACGCACAAUUCUAGGAAAGCUGUACGCACUGUGUGCGGUGAUGCGUAUUCUUUUUGUUACGCUGUGUAUCGCAAUAUCUUACACCAGUGACGUGGACGUGUUUGUGGUUGACCAAGUCUCCAUCUCCAUUCCAUUCUUACGAGCGCUGGGCAAGCCCGUACUCUUUUAUGGCCACUUUCCGGAUAAGCUGCUCUGCAUUCGAUCUAACUCGCCUUGGAAGCGUCUGUACCGCAUAGUUCUGGACUAUCUGGAAGGAAUUACUACUGCUUCGGCGGAUAUUAUCGUAGUUAACAGCAACUUUUCGCGAAGCGUUUUUCUGGAGGUAUUUCCGCAAUUACAGUCGAAGUCGCUGAGGGUACUAUAUCCACCGGUCGAUGUUGAAGCUUAUAAAGCAACUGCAGAUUUAAAUGUACAGCGUGAUGCGGGUCUAUUUGUGUCUCUCAAUCGCUUUGAGCGCAAAAAGAAUGUGGCCCUGGCUAUCGAAGCCCUCUCGAAACUGCGCCUAAUACUUACAAAUGGCGAUUUCAAGCGUGUAAAACUGAUUGUGGCUGGAGGCUAUGAUCGCCUGAAUACUGAGAACAAAGAGUACUUGAUUGAGCUCAAAGAAGUGGUAGUCAAGCAUAGGCUUGAUGAAUUCGUUGAGUUUCGUACAUCCGUCUCAAAAUCGAUGAAGCUUGACCUACUGCGCAAAGCUAGCGCUAUUUUGUACACUCCUGAUCGCGAGCAUUUUGGCAUUGUCCCUGUUGAGGCCAUGGCAUGUGGUACACCUGUUAUCGCUGUGAGCUCAGGUGGUCCGUUGGAGUCUAUCGCUGACGGUGAGACGGGCUUUUUGUGCGAACAAAAGCCAGAAGCGUUUGCCGAGAUCAUGGCAAAAUUUUGUGGUCCUCCUCACAGCGUAGACGUUGCUGAAAUGGGGGCGUGUGGCAGACUUCGUGCUCAGAAACUUUUUUCGCUCGAAACUUUUGGAAACACUCUGGUAGACCUGGUGAGCCAGGCUGUGUAUGGCGCAAAGUCUGCAUAG